Molecule: messenger RNA, 1913 nt
Organism: Bacillus rossius redtenbacheri
Lineage: Eukaryota; Metazoa; Arthropoda; Insecta; Phasmatodea; Bacillidae
Product: protein PET100 homolog, mitochondrial
Exons: 2
Coding region: 168-407 (79 amino acids)
Biological process (GO): mitochondrial respiratory chain complex IV assembly
Cellular component (GO): mitochondrial inner membrane; mitochondrion
Source: RefSeq, a predicted model, not a curated record
CUCAUGUGGGUGAAAGGAACGUUUGCAAUUUCUGUGUCCGUACUCCGUAGUUGUGAUUUUCUAAACGAAUCUAGUAAAAUAAGCUAUCGGAUUUUUAGAGGGCUAAUCAAUUUGUGCUAGAAACCUAUUUUAAUCUACACUUUGGGGGAACGGCGGGGGGCGGCAGGAUGGGCGGUUGGUUGCUGGAAGUGGGCAAGAUGGCCCUGUACAUGGCGUUCCCCGUCGGGAUGUUCCACUUCUUCAACCAGCCCGAGUACUUCGAGGAGUGGGUGGUGAAGACGCGGCGCGCCAUAUUCCCCCCCGACAGCAAGACGCACCGCGAGGAGCUGGAAGCGUGCAUGCGCCAGAUGCAGCAGAGGCGCGACCGGGAGCUGAUGCGCCAGCUGGAGGAGAGCGACGAGUCGUAAGGUGCGGCUGUCGCUCUUCCCUGUAGCUGCUCACGUACGAUUCACCGGCUCACCUCUCCCAGGGGUUCGCUCGCUGGCAGUCGUAACCUCUUUGAUGCACGCCUUUCUCAGGAACUUUAACAGGUUUUAUCAGGGUCUUACUGUCUGUUUUUUUUUUUUUUUUUUUUCCUUUUCGGCACAGUGUGCUUCUUUGUUCUAAACUCGUCCCUUUCUCCAGUUGCUAUAGUCUCUCUCACUAUUAGUUUGCAGUAUAGAGUAAAUGGCGUCCACUGUUGCCAGAUUCAUACCACCCGGCUUGUUAACAUUAUCAUUUUUAUAUUUUAUAAAUAAUUUUUUUGCCCUCAAUUUUACUGUGUUGAUUUUUCUAAGACCAUAUUGACAAUAAUAUUACACUUGCAUUUGUUCUUAAAGGAAAAGAAAAAAAUUCUAAACACCAAUAAUUAUUUCACAAGAAAAACUAUUUGUAGUAGUCAGUCAUUAUUAAUAAUAAGACUUUCAUUAACUGUGUACCAUGGCCAAACAGUAAAUUAUUAAUUAUAAAUUAUAUAAAAAAAUUGAUUGCAAUUAAGAAGGCAUCUUUUAGUUACUUUUCUCAAAAGUAAGAAUUAAAUAUUAUCAUAUGAUGUUCUCUAUGAUAUAUAACAAGAUAAUUAUUUAAAAAAUUCUCAUUCCAUUUUUUUUUUUUUUUUUUUUACAAUUAGGUAGAUUUCUAAGAAAUACUAUCUAUUGUAGCCGCUACCAUGGUGCAACUUAAAGAAAAUAUUUAUAUAGGUUUUUUUCCAUCAUCAACCCAAAAGUUUAUAUAUAAUAUCAAUAUAUGGACACAAUAACUGCUGUCUUUUUUUCAAAACUCACUUCCAAACUGGUACAUAAAAUAUAAUCAUGGAAAAUCUUGGUCAAGUUCGUUAAUGGGUAAAAUUCCACUAAAGGGUUAGAAAUGGGUAAGAUUUUUUAAAAAACAAAAAUAUUGCUAACUCGCAUGAUAUGAAAAAUAUCACAUCCGUUUGAACGUAUUAUAACUUGUAGGAGUGAUACCAAAAACUUUUAUCUAAAUACAAUUUUUGUACCACUAACCAUAAGUGCAAAGAUUGAAGAAAAGAAAAAAAAAAUGUCGGCACAACAUUGAAAGCGUUCAAAUUGUUUGUAAAUGUAAUAAUUUUUAUCUAAAACUUAUGUCAGGAAAAAUUUUUGAUUAGGCAAACCAUUGCUGAAAGGGGUUGAACAAAACAAGGCUAGAAUUGAAAGAAAAAAAAUUCAUAAUUUCCAUAUAUUGUACACCAUUAUUAUAUCAUUCUUAUUUAUUGUAAACACUUAAAAUGUUAUCUAUAACGUAUGAAAUAAUUUUUUUAUAUGACCUGGAACUCAAAUUAAAACAUUAUUUAUGUAUACAGAAAUUUCAAUGAAAAUCUCUUAUCUGCAAUCAUCGCUGUAUUUUUGCUGGAAAAUGUUGUAGUAUUCUGUAUGUAAUAGAUAUUUGGUGUAAAUUAAAACAUAUUUGAACAUUUA